UCGUUUAAUUUAUUUAUUUAUUUAUUUAUUUAUUUUUUAGAAAUUGAAGUACAUAAAUCGGUCUAUCCGUUUAUAUCGGUUUCAUAAGCCUCUUCAAUCGUUUAAUGGUCAAUCAAUCAUGGUCAACACUCUUACACUUCUGACGAACGAAUGCCUGGUCGCUAGCUGCAGCUUCCCAUCGAUGUAGGCACUCGAUCUUCGAGGUUUUACUUCACCUGAUCUAGCCAUCGAACUCGCUGUGCUUCCUUGCUUCUAGUACCGAACUGAGUGCCGCUUUCGAACACCUUGCUGUUGGGGCACGAGUCUGGCAUCUUUACAACAUGUCCCAGCCAUCGCAAACAGAUAUGUCCGACGCGCCAUACGGCUUCAGUAAGCUCGUGGUUGAUCAUUCGCAUCCACACCCCAUGCUCGAAUGCACCGCUUAAGAUGAUCCGGAGGAUGCGUCGGCCGUCGUGUUUCGCCGCUGUCCUUUGCAUGCUAUAAAGUAACACACUUAUUCAUCGCAGCACGAGCGCAACGUGAUACAUCGUGACAUCAUCCGGAAAACUUGCAGCUGGGGCACGGUGGUGAUCUGAAGAUAGAUUUCGGUUGGUCCGUGUAUGCGCCGACCUUGUUCCGGUACGACGCUGUGCAUUUCGCUCGACUAUUUAUCGCCCGAGAUGGUGCAUGGUCAGCCGCACAUAAAAACUGUCGAUCUAUCGAAUUUGGGCGUGCUGGCGUACAAGCUGCUGUGCGGUAAGGUCCCGGUUUUGGCGACCACGUAUGAGGAAACGUACUAUAAAAUCAUGAAGCUGCAGUUUAAGAUGCCGCCAGAUAUGACGAAGCCGGCGGCCCAUCUGAUCUCGCGACUGUUCGUUAAGGAUCUGGCCAGCCGUAUGCCGCUGAAACAUGUUGCGUCCAUCCCUGGAUUCUGCUGCUCGUGCACAAAAAGUAAAUAGGAAUUGCUGCUACCAUGUACCAUUUAUCGUUAUGUUCUCACUAAGUAUGUUUAUAAGAUACCUGUAACUUUUAGUUUUUUAAACCCUAUCUCUUAUAAGAAGUAGUGGUAUUUGAAUUGAAUAUGUACAAGGCAAGUGUAAUGACAAGUAAUGAUAAUUGUUAUUUGUGUGUUCACUCAAAUGUUAUUAUACUUUCUUCAUGUUCAACAUCUGUUAUUAUUUCAAUUAUUAACAAUAAAAUAUGGCA
Molecule: messenger RNA, 1185 nt
Organism: Anopheles merus
Lineage: Eukaryota; Metazoa; Arthropoda; Insecta; Diptera; Culicidae
Product: aurora kinase A-A-like
Exons: 2
Coding region: 600-938 (112 amino acids)
Biological process (GO): regulation of cytokinesis; protein phosphorylation; mitotic spindle organization
Cellular component (GO): spindle midzone; spindle microtubule; chromosome passenger complex
Molecular function (GO): ATP binding; protein kinase activity
Source: RefSeq, a predicted model, not a curated record